Molecule: messenger RNA, 495 nt
Organism: Leguminivora glycinivorella
Lineage: Eukaryota; Metazoa; Arthropoda; Insecta; Lepidoptera; Tortricidae
Product: UPF0587 protein GA18326-like
Exons: 2
Coding region: 73-495 (140 amino acids)
Molecular function (GO): zinc ion binding
Source: RefSeq, a predicted model, not a curated record
UUGACGUUUGUGUUGUGUCGGUCCCCUUGUUCGCUGUUUUAAAAGUUUAUUUCUGAUUAAAACCUUCUAAACAUGGUUAAAAUCGCUCUCCAAAUCAGAGCCAACUUAGAAUGCAUCGAGAAGCUUUAUACCAACCAUCCGAACUACCAAUGGUUCCUAAAACUGAAGUGCAGUAGCUGCGGCGAAGUGUCCGAAAAGUUCCACGAUCUCACGGAGGCUGAUAAAGUGCCGCAGAAGCACAACCGAUCGGAAACAAACCUUUUGAUAAAGUGUAAACUGUGCUCCAGGGAAAACAGCAUGGAUGUCAUCGAAGGCAGCAACGGUGCAUUUACAAAUGAAGAUGCUGGUAAAUUCAAGACGCUGGUAAUAUUUGACUGCAGAGGUGUGGAGCCUGUAGACUUUGAGCCUAAAUCUGGAUGGAUUGCGGAGGCUGAAGAAAAUGGUAUAUACUUGUCUUAUUGUAAUUCUAAAGGCUUGGAAUGCCUGUCAUUUUGA